AAUUUAUCUAAAUAUUAUGAUUUUCCAAGUGACUCAUUCGCUCAUUUCCUCUCUCUUUAUAUACAUAAUACAUGAGACCAAGCAACAACCCUCGAACAAAAAAAAAGAAGAACGAGAGGAGGGAGGAAAUGACAUUGCAAGAGGUAGGAGAUGAUUACACAAAAGAUGGAACUGUUGAUCUUCGAGGCAAUCCUGUUCGAAGAUCCCAAAGAGGUCGUUGGAAAGCUUGUUCCUUCGUCAUUGUGUACGAGAUAUUUGAAAGAAUGGCUUAUUAUGGGAUAUCGAGCAAUCUAGUAAUAUUCAUGACUACUAAAUUGCACCAAGGCACGGUCCAGUCGUCUAACAGUGUGACCAAUUGGGUUGGGACCAGUUGGCUCACUCCAAUAUUGGGUGCUUAUGUUGCCGAUGCCCAUCUCGGCCGCUACAUUACUUUUGUCAUCUCUUCCGCUAUUUAUUUUUUGGGAAUGGUGUUGCUGACACUAUCAGUUUCUGUACCGGACCUUAGACCACCGAAAUGUACAAAGACUAAUGUUGAAGACUGUGAAAAGGCUUCGGUUUUACAAUUAGCCGUUUUCUUUGGAGCGUUAUACAUAUUAGCAAUUGGUACAGGAGGCACCAAACCAAACAUUUCUACAAUAGGAGCUGAUCAGUUCGAUGUCUUUGACCCAAAGGAGAAGAUUCAUAAACAUUCAUUUUUUAAUUGGUGGAUGUUUAGUAUCUUCUUUGGUACUCUCUUUGCCACAACCGUUCUUGUUUAUGUUCAAGAUAAUGUAGGAUGGGCCUUAGGUUAUGGGCUUCCAACAUUGGGGCUUGCGAUUUCCAUUAUCAUAUUCUUGGUAGGUACUCCAUUUUACCGUCAUAAACUUCCCACGGGAAGCCCAUUCACGAAGAUGGCUAGAGUCAUUGUGGCUUCACUUCGUAAAGCUCAAGCGCCUAUGUCACGUGAUCCCACAUGCUUCCAUGAGCUCCCUUUGUUGGAAUAUGAGAGCAAGAGAACAUUCCCAAUCCAUCCUACAGGAAGUCUAAGAUUCUUAGACAGAGCUUCACUCAAGACCGGACCAACCAAUAAAUGGAGUCUCUGCACUAUAACAGAAGUAGAAGAAACAAAACAAAUGUUAAGAAUGUUACCUGUCUUGUUCAUAACGUUCGUCCCAAGCAUGAUGCUCGCUCAAGUCAUCACUCUAUUCGUCAAACAAGGAACCCUCCUCAACCGUCACAUCACCAGCAACUUCAGCAUCCCACCCGCAAGUCUCGUAGGCUUCACUACACUCUCCAUGCUCGUCACCAUAGUCAUAUACGACCAGAUAUUUGUUAAACUCGCAAGAAAACUAACCGGAAACCCAAGAGGCAUCACAUUGCUUCAACGAAUGGGAAUCGGUAUCAUCCUCCACAUCUUAAUCAUGAUCAUUGCAUCAGUAACAGAACGGUAUAGGCUCAAGGUCGCUGCUGAGCACGGGCUAGUCCAUAGAACGGAUGUGCCUCUUCCCUUGACCAUUUUCGUGUUGCUUCCACAGUUCGUGCUAAUGGGUUUGGCUGAUACUUUCUUGGAAGUAGCUAAGCUUGAGUUCUUCUACGAUCAAGCACCUGAGAGUAUGAAAAGCCUCGGGACAUCGUAUAUGACCACGAGUUUAGCAGUUGGAAACUUCAUGAGCAGCUUUUUGCUUUCGACGGUGGCCCGGGUAACGAAGAACCAGGGAAGAGGAUGGAUUCUUAACAACUUGAAUGAGUCGCGGUUGGAUUACUAUUACAUGCUCUUUGCGGUUAUAAACUUGAUUAACUUCAUCUUUUUCUUGAUGGUAGCUAAGUCUUAUGUGUACAGAGCUGAGAUUACUGACUCAGCAAAUGUAAAACAGGAGACAAAGGUGCUAGAUAACAACGAGUAA
This is a messenger RNA of Raphanus sativus (radish), 1883 nucleotides long. RefSeq names its product protein NRT1/ PTR FAMILY 5.2. Gene Ontology annotation, cellular component: membrane. The transcript is spliced from 5 exons. Gene Ontology annotation, biological process: dipeptide transport; transmembrane transport. Gene Ontology annotation, molecular function: dipeptide transmembrane transporter activity; tripeptide transmembrane transporter activity. The record is from RefSeq and is a predicted model, not a curated record. Lineage: Eukaryota; Viridiplantae; Streptophyta; Magnoliopsida; Brassicales; Brassicaceae. Bases 72 to 1883 code for a protein of 603 amino acids.